Messenger RNA from Pseudogymnoascus destructans, 1986 nucleotides. RefSeq names its product Increased rDNA silencing protein (gene IRS4). Gene Ontology annotation, molecular function: protein binding. The coding region runs from base 1 to 1986 and encodes 661 amino acids. The record is from RefSeq and is a predicted model, not a curated record. The transcript has a single exon. NCBI's taxonomy places the organism in Eukaryota, Fungi, Ascomycota, Leotiomycetes, Thelebolales, Thelebolaceae.
AUGGCUACCGGUGAUGCGCCGCAAGACAGCGAACUAAGGUCCCCGAGACCACCCACAGGCCCAAAACAGAAUGCUGCCCUUCAAGGUGCCAUGAUGGCAUUUGGCAAACCGCCUGUGAAACCGAAGCCAGCACUGAAGACUAUCAACCACAACCCAGCUCUCGCUGCGGCGUCCAAGGCAGGCAGGGACUCGAAUCUGGCCGGGCGAACAAUCUCGUCGCAAAACACUGGGACAACCACAGAUGACGACGUUGGGGAUACCGUGGCACGCCACCACACUGGCAGAGGUUCUUCGGGGGCUGGACUGGAUGGCGGACCAGUCCGCAGCAGGCUUAACGACCCUCCUGGGGACGAAAAGAAGCCUAUUCAACGCCAGUCAAAGGGGAAUUCCGAAUCACAUAUCGCAGCAAAUUUAGCAGCAUCGAGAUCCGUCAGCACAAGUACAAAUCGAAAGCCAACUACAGGGCAACAACAAGCAGUAUACAGACGGGGAGGGCAACAGAAUGCAGAGUCGAGAGAGUUGUUGGAGAAUACCAAUAGCUAUUUGAGCCCUCUAUCGGCCGAGACUAAUGGCAACGCAUUUAUACCUCCGACUUCACAAUUAAUCAAUGCAUUCGAGAAAAUCUCCUCUACGCCCUCGAAAACAGAUGCAAGUUCCCGAUACCAGCGCCCUCUAUCUUACUCAGGGAACGAUCUAUCAAGCCCCAGACCAGAGCCUAAUCUUCCAAGUCCUGCACCGAAGUCCGCGGAGAUCGGGACUAGCCUUAAUAAUCCAAAGCCAAAGUCAAAGCCAAAUCCGAAGCCGGAAACUUUACCAGGGAGAGCCUUGCCAGGGAGCCUAGGUGCCAAGUCUACCAUACCAGAACCAGGUCUCGCAAAAAGGAGGCUUCUACCACCAUCUAUAUCCACGACAAAACCCACAGAGAAAUAUACUGAGAAACAUAUAAACAAAGAUCACAUAGAAUCUUCAACCAAUACAGAAGACGAUAAAAACGCUUCCUCCGAAAACUCCUUCGUAUCUGCCUCUGACGGCCUUCAGUCUGACUACAGGCCAGAGCCUGUGGCCCCCAGGCCCAGGCAUAUUCACCCGAAUCAACAUAGACCCUUUAUAGCAUCUCGGGAUACGACAGCCACAUCUCGAAGUUCUAUGUCUGUUAAUUCUCUCGCUAAUGCUAUGGUGGCCUCUGCAUUGGCAUCCUCUCGUAGUCAAUCGCCGUCAGGGCCUUCGAAGAAGUCUGCACCAGCACCGCCUCCAACCCGUCGCUCAACGACCUCAAUAUUCGCCAAUGCCCAAGGUCACAUGUCGCAAUCAUCAUGCACACCUUCACCCUCAAAAUCCAUCCUGCAGAAGCACCAUACUGGAGGCAAGUCUGGUAUACGUACCACAAUGCGCAAAACGCCACGAUCGUCGGAUGAUGAGGACGAGGGGAUGUUGAAGCGUGGGAGAAAGAAUCUAAUGAAGAAGCACCCAAAUAAACACCACGAGGGCGAUCGGAAGCGCUGGCGUGAUGCAGUGAGCGAUCGGGAGCGCAAACGUUAUGAAGGGCUUUGGGCAAGCAAUAAAGGGUUGUUCACGUCUCCCUCCACCAUAACCAAAUCUGUUCCAGGCACCUCGCCGCGUCCCCGGAGGAAUUUGACUAUUUCAGCCACCAAACCAGGGACCGCAGAUAGCCUUCGUUCGCCGCCAGAAGACUGUGUGUCCAGUCUAGUUGUGCGGGAUAUCUGGUCGCGCUCGCGGCUGCCCGGUGAUGUACUAUCCGAUAUCUGGGAGCUGGUCGAUCGCAGUGGGACAGGGAUGUUGUCCAGGGACGAAUUUGUGGCGGGGGUGUGGCUCGUUGACCAACGGCUCAAGGGUAGGAAGUUGCCCCAGAGGGUGGGUGACAGCGUGUGGGUUAGUGUAGGAGAGCUUGGAGGAGUGAAGGUCAAAGACAAACACGCCAAGGGUGGGCGUAAAGCAAAGCCAGGCGAUAGUCGAGAUCUGCGAUAG